Messenger RNA from Penaeus chinensis, 3810 nucleotides. RefSeq names its product putative sodium-coupled neutral amino acid transporter 7. Bases 96 to 1613 code for a protein of 505 amino acids. Gene Ontology annotation, biological process: amino acid transmembrane transport. The transcript is spliced from 11 exons. The record is from RefSeq and is a predicted model, not a curated record. Lineage: Eukaryota; Metazoa; Arthropoda; Malacostraca; Decapoda; Penaeidae. Gene Ontology annotation, molecular function: amino acid transmembrane transporter activity.
UAAACAUCACAUGGACUUUGUCAGCGAGAGACGCCCCUUCCUCUCAGCUUUUCAUGUAAUACUCGCUUUCCAGGCCUCAGGGAGGAAAGCUGACCAUGGCUGAGAUACAUAUUCCUGAGAAUGACGAUCCAGAUGGUGUUGUCGUAGCAACGGUAGCCACAAGAGCUGCCAGGAAUAGAGAGAGAAGUGCGAGUGCCAGAAAUCAUCGCCCUGGGCCUGUGGUGGGGCUUAUUACACCUCGGAUCCAUGAAGGGGACACGGAGGAAUUAUUGCCUAAUGUUGAGCUCGCUGAGGAUCCCGACCAAGAUCUCUUCAUGUCGUGUCAGCUCACGAGCUCAUUCGGGGAAGAAAAGGGAAUCACGUGGUAUAAAGCAAUGUUUUUGAUAGUCAAUGCAGCAUUAGGUGCUGGGCUUCUUAAUUUCCCAAGAGCAUUCCAUGAAGCAGGUGGAAUUGUUUCCGGGAACUUAGUUCAUAUUAUAUUCACCUCCUUUGCCCUUGGCUCUCUCAUUAUCAUUGCAAGGUGUGCAAGUGAGAGAAAUUGUAAAACAUACCAAGAGUUGAUUCUGCACAUGUGUAGCCCGGGAUGGAAUGUGGUAGCGUCUGUGUGUAUCUCCAUCUACUGCUUCGUCACCUGCAUCACGUUCAUCAUCAUCAUUGGAGACCAGUUUGAUAGAGCUUUUGCCUCAUUUAUUGGGAAGGAUUUCUGCCAUUCAUGGUACUUGAACCGCAAAUUCACCAUGACUAUUUCGUCGCUGUUGCUUAUCUUCCCUUGCUGCUUCAAGCGAAUAGAUGGACUAAGGUUUAUGAGUUAUGUGGGUGUCCUUGCCAUCUGGUACUUAAUGGCGGUGAUUGUAACUGAAUUCUACACCAAGAGUUACCCCAAGGGACCUGUGCUCGUCUAUGAUCUGGAGUGGUCUCAGAUAUUCAACGUAGUACCAACUAUAUGCUUUGGGUACCAGUGUCACGUAAGCAGUGUCCCAAUAUAUUCGUGCCUGAAGCAACGAGAUUCACAGACUUUUACUAAAGCCUGUGUAUCUGCAGUCUUCGUGUGCUUGCUUGUGUACACAAUAUCGGCCAAUUAUGGAUAUUUGACGUUUGGUUCUCUUGUUAACGCGGAUGUCUUGCUCUCCUAUGAUGCUUUGGAGCCGCAGGUUCUCAUUGCUGACAUCUUGCUGGCUGUGAAAUCAUGGACAACGUAUCCCAUUCUGUUGUUUUGUGUGAGGGAAGCCAUGGGAGAUUUGUACGUGCAAGUGAGAUCUCUCUCUCCAGCGGAAGCAUCAGUGAAGGAACCGCUGAGACGGAAGGUGAUUGCCGUGUUUCUUUGGGCAACUUCCAUAGUAUUCGCUGUUUUCACGCCAAACAUUAACAUUGUUGUGAAGCUCCUUGGAAGUCUGGCUGCAAUAUUCAUCUUUGUCUUCCCUGGUAUGUGUAUGGUGCAGCUUGUGUUGGCUGACAUAGAAAUCAAUGGAACAGCAAGACGAAGCCGAAAUGUUACAUUGUUCGUGGUAGCAGCUGCGUACAUUGUUGUGGGAAUGUUUGCCUUUGGCCUGGCUUUUACUUUGGGCAUUCAACACAUACUUCAUCCUGAUAGUGUUGUGCCGAUAUGCAAAUGAGGAAUGUAAACUCUCUAUGCGUGCAGACAUUGUCCUUGAUGUCCGGAUAUGUGAAUCCAUCGAUGUUCUGCUUUUUGCAUGUGUGAAUGUAUAGUUUUUAUCAUUUUUUUUGCGUAUGUAUUUUAUUCUUGUCUUGGCAGUGAAUGGAUUUCUUUUCUUCUACUUUUAAUACAUAUUUACUUUUAUAAAUAUGAAGGAUAAUAUUAGUGUGAGUGUUUAAGUGUUUUAUUAAGAAUUAAAUUUGCUCAAAGCUAGAGAGUGAAGGCAGUAAGUGGAUGAAGGAAAAGUUGUGUGAGAGGUUCUAUUUUAAACUUUCAUUUUUAUAUAUAUUUUUUUGACAUCAUGAUCUUUUUGAUUGUGGUAUUAAAAGAUUUUAGUAUUUGCUUGACUUGAAUACAUAUAUAUAUAUAUAUUUGCAUUGUAUUUUUAUACAAAAAUCUUUAAUUCUCAGUUGUAUAUGAUUAGUGUUUAAUUAUAAGGUUGACGAUGCCUAUGAGUGAGAAAAACAUAUAGGAAAGAAAGGUGACAAUUUUACACAGAUGGGAUGAAGGUACAUGAAAAAACACACACACACACACACACACACACACACACACACACACACACACACACACACACACACACACACACACACACACACACACACACACACACACACACACAAACACACACACACACACACACACACACACACACACACACACACACACACACACACACACACACACACACACACACACACACACACACACACACGGAUAUACUGUUACACUGACAUGCCUAAGGAGAGGCAGCAAUAUUUUAUUUUUUUUUCGGGUAAAGUUAUUAUUGAAUUUAUGUUUUAAAAACAUUUUAUAAUAUAUAUCUAUUGAUACAUAUAUGUAUAUUCAAGAUAAUUUUUCAAAUGAGUUUUGUCAUAAUGAAAAAAACAAGACAUUAUUGAUAAAUGAGUUAUGGUAUAUAGAAGUUUUGAGAAAGAGAAUUAAAUAAUAGAUUAUGGGACAAAUAUAUUUAUGAAUAAUGUACCUUAUCUAUGUGAUUUUUUCAUCUGUAUAAUGUCAUAAUGCUUUAAGUGCCUUCAUAAUUCAGAAAAUACUUGAGAAUGUAUGAGCUACUUUUAAUUCUGAUCCCAAUGAGGAUUCAAAAAAAUCAUUUAAUAGUAUGACAUUGUACUGUUUGUUUUUAGCAUUGUGUGAGCAGUCAGUAUUACAUUUGGUAUAACAGAUGCAGUAUGUAUAUAGAUGUAUAUGUAUGUAUGUAUAUGUAUGUAUUGCAUAUCAGUGUCACAGAAAGAUAUUUAAAGAUAUAUCUCAGUGAAUUUUCAUUUGUUUAGUAUUCUCUUGAAACUCAUGAUUUCCCAAAUAUAUUUUUUUAGUUGGUAAAGUAAUGAUAUUCCUUUUGUAACUUCUGCAUUGUUACUGUACUUACUUGGAGAUUUUGUUGAAUAAUUCAUGAUUUCACUAGGCUUCUGUCUUCACAUAUUUGUUAAUGCAGAUAUCAUACUAUUUAAGACUACAGAUGGAAACAUAAAUAAAAAGCACCCAUUAAAUGCCCAAAGAUGUUUCUGUACUUCAAGAUUCUCUCUGUAUUGAAUAAUGUUUUUAUGGGUUUCACGAUACAUAGUGAUAUUAAAAGCUGUCGUAUUAUGCUACUUAAUUCCACCUGAUCUGAUGUUAGUUGCUACACUAUUAUUUUCUGUUGUAUUUCUCUUAAACUGAUUGUUGUUUGGUGACAAGGAGUUGGUAUUCCAGGUGAUAAUAUCUUGACGCAUAGUGUAGAGCAAGUCUUCAGGUAAGUCAUUAUGUAUUUUCUUCCAUGGCUUUGUGCCUUAUAAAAGAAAUUAGAGUAUAAGGAUAACUGUAAAAAAGAGAAUGGGAAAGACAGUCUUUCUUUUAAUUUAUUUAUUUUGUUUUUGUGGUAAUUAUUAUUGGUAAUGUUUUUAAGGGAUCAGGUAAAUAAGUAAAUAUGGGAGAGAAAAGAUUAUGGAGCUAAUUUUGUAGCUGAUCUAUUUGUUAAUUAGAAAUUUUGGCAAGAAUUAUAUUUCUUUGUUUAUAUUGGUACAUUUACAUUCUCUAAUUUGACGAUUUUUAAAUUAAUUUGUAUGAGUGUUUUUCAUAUUGAGAUUUGCUCUAUCCAUAUAAGUAUAUAGAUUUUCUAUAUGAUCUGAAUAAAAUAUAAUAUAUAAUCCUGAAACUGG